AUGCAGGCCCUCGCAGAAGCCGCCCUUCCGGGAACCGCUGCCGACGGGAAACUCGUCGAUAAUGCCGGUCUCGUCGCCCUCUUCUCCGGCCACGACCACGGUGACACCUGGUGCUACCUCUGGGAUGAGACGCUUCCCACAAUGGAUUUCCCGGGUAACGGUCUCAACCUCUGUUUCGGACAGCACUCUGGCCAUGGCGGCUACGGCAGUUGGAUCCGUGGUGCCCGUCAGGUCCGCGUCAGCGAGACUGCCCUUCGUGAUGCCGCCCGUAGCUACGUCCGCCCUGCUGUCGAUACCUGGAUCCGCCUCGAGUCCGGCGACGUUGUUGGCUCCGUAUCGCUCAAUUCGACCUAUGGAACCGACGUGUACCCUUCCACUCCCAACACCCACACAUAG
Messenger RNA from Grosmannia clavigera kw1407, 396 nucleotides. RefSeq lists its product as uncharacterized. Gene Ontology annotation, molecular function: hydrolase activity, acting on ester bonds. The transcript has a single exon. Bases 1 to 396 code for a protein of 131 amino acids. Gene Ontology annotation, cellular component: cytoplasm. The record is from RefSeq and is a predicted model, not a curated record. Lineage: Eukaryota; Fungi; Ascomycota; Sordariomycetes; Ophiostomatales; Ophiostomataceae.